GAGUGUAUCUUUACAAAAUACAUCUUGUUAUUUCAAAAUGGAUUGCACAAACUGCUCGCCAACUGAGUCAACAUCCCCGAAGACAACGGUCCCCACAACAUUGUUGAGGGAAAAAGUGCGCGAAUAUACAAAGCGACAUCGCGAGCAAAUCCGUGCAGAUGUUUCCGAUUCCCUGAGGUUCCAACUGGGAGAAAUCAAAGCACGAAUCAAGGAGUUGGAAAAUCUCUCUGAGAAGGAUGUGGCCGGUCUAGCAGCACGCAUUAAGCGCAGGAAACAUGCCACAGAAGAGGACAUGUAUAGACUAUCCCACGCCUUCUUGCAGGAUGCUAAAAAUAUAGAAACAUUCAGUAAAAUUACUGGCGCUCUACAGGUAUUGGUUAAGGAGCUAACUGGUAAUGAUGCAGAGCGUCAAUUGUCUGCAGCGGAGUGCAUAUGCAACCUUUCACUUGGAGAAUCUCCUGUAUGCGAGAAAAUUGCUGCUGCCGCGGGAAGUUAUAUGGUGACCUAUUUCCACAGCAAGGAAUCUCAACUAGUGCGUUUGUGUCUGUGGACUAUAGCCAAUAUUCUUGCAACAGGUGAAAAAGCUUCAUUGACAGUAAUGAGAAUGAAACUGUUACCUCAGUUAUGGAAGAUGUAUUGUGAUGAAGAGAUUGUCGGUGUUGAUUUAGAUUAUAGGAUGGAUACAGCAGUGUGUUUGCAAUUGAUUGCCCUAAAUGCUGAAAAUCUUCUAACCGAGGAAGAUCGACAUUUUCUAUUUGAACAUGUGACUGAUAAAAAUCCCAACAGUGUAGCUGGAGAAUUCCAUCUACAAAUAGUAUUUCUUACAUUGUUUCCAAAUCCGCAAAUGGUAGCUACAUUAGAUGCAGGAGCCAUGCAAUACCUUUUAAACUAUUCCUUAAUUAACAUCAAUAAUACGAAUGAUUUUUCCACUGAAUCCCAACGCCUUAAAUUAUUUUACGCUGUUCGCAUUCUAUGUAAUUUGCUGGUAUUGCAACCUUUACUGUACUCAACAUUAUUGCUGCAGAUUUCAUGUGUAUGGAAGUCUGACAUUAUUGGCCUACUGAAUAAAUUAUUUGCCUUCCACAACGCCGACUUAACUGAUGAGUCGUUAUGGCUUAUGAAAAAUCUUUUGAGAUUAGAAAAAGAGUAUAAAUUGAUGUCCCCAGAUUUAAAUUUGCUAGAUAAUAUACAUAUUUUUGAAAAUAGUACGCCAAUUUUGGAAAACGUAGAAGAUGACGCUAUGAGCAUAAUUGUGUCACCUUAAUUGAUUUGCUGGAACUAUCAUUUGUACAUAUAUGCAUUAUAUUUUUAAAAUAAAAUAGAUUUUUAUGGCGCCCUGGCUGACUAAAAUAACGCCACUGAGCGGGACGAAGUUGAAGACGGUCAAGUGCCUUUUGUGUCAUUACAACACAAUUGCGAGUCGAUACUGGACAAUGAGUUUCUGCAUUCUCUCCAGGCAGUUCUAGAGUUUCGUUAGAGUCUGAAUUGGACAAUGCUCCCAUAGGUGAGAGUAUCACACUGCAUCCCUUCUCUGCCUUUUGCGUUGGUUUUAAAAACAACCUUGUGUUUUACGAUUUACUUUCCUUGAAAAUACUUAUUAUUAUCACGCAAAUGAAGUGUCAAAUUUCAUUAUUUUUUAUCAUCAGAUUUCUUAAAUGAACCCAAGUUUUAACAACAAAUAAAUAAUUUCACAAUUACAAUUUUAAAAGCAAAAUUGAAAGGGAAACUGAAUCCUAGAACACGACACACGGUUAAAAUUCCAACGAUUGGCUAUAGAAGACACAAGAGUUGCCUUUUAGUCCCUUUCCAAAAUAUUAAAUUUAAAUCUACUGUGAACAAAAGAAAAUGCUGGCCCAGACCACAUUCGUUCAAACACGGCAGAUGCAGUGAAUAGCUACGGGGAAAAUGUGGUCCUAGGCCACAUAUGCACCUAAAAAAAUGAACCUCCCCCUAGCCAAGCACGGGAUAGCUGUAACCACCACACAAGCUGGAAUAUUGUGGUCCGAUCUGUGGGGUGUUCAUUACUGUCACGAGGAACUUAGCUGCUGCGGGCUACCGGGCGCGUCCACAGCUUGCGGAUAGUGCAAUGCUCUAUCCGGAGUAGCUAUAACUGCAGUCGCGGACAAUCAGCAGUAUCGAGUGGAGUCUCAGUGAGAGGUCGGGUGGCACCGGCUCUUGCACAAAUACUGAGUACCUACGAUGCUCGAUGUGACAAGGCGAGUUAUUGGCGCCUUUCAAUAACCAAUGGCCACUCUGUUCCCACGGCGAUAGGUCCUUUGGACCGGAACGAGCUUGCUCACCAACAGGAGCUUAACGAGAAUCGCCAUCUUCACAUGAAAAUGUGGUUAAAACGACAACAACAACCUCCCCCCUGAGUAGGAAACGGGAUGUGUCCUGAUUGUGACCGGGCACCCCACCUGCCAGAUGUAGAUCCACCGCAUCUUAGUCAAGUUCCACGAUAUGGAACCAAGCAAACGAAAUAUGAACAUAACACGCUGCUACAACAACAAAAUUCUAAGUGUGAAGAGUUACUGCCUUGUUUAUUUGGAAUCUCCUACAACAAAAGCAUCGUCGUUUGCUGGUUUUCUUCGACCAUUUUUCAGACAUCGGAAACAAAAACAGUAUCUGGAGACAAAUAGAGGACUUUCGUCAUUUAUUUUACUACUAGCUGAAGUAAUUUAAUCUAGGCCAAAUGUCUUUAGAGCCGCAAAUGACAUCUAUAACUUCAGCAAUAAUAAAUUAUAAUUGUUAGUGACUUGCCCGGAAACCGCUGAGCGACGAAUGGCUCUCUUUCUUCUAUCUCUCAGCGUGUUCAAUAAUUCGACGGUUGAACAACCUGACAAAUCAUUUUUGACUAGACACUGGUACGCUGUCAAAGGCGAAUGAGUUGCUAUUAAACCUUUUUCCGGUUUUUGAUUGUCAUCCUCAUAUUAGUGACGAGAAUUUUUAAUAGCCUUGUUUUUCCUAAACCCAACCUUUUAGAUGUAGCAAGCCUUUGGUAACCUACUAGCAGUAACAGUUGAUGAAAUUUCAGUUUCAUGCCAAUUAUUUUUAUACCCUCCACCAUAGGAUGGGGGUAUACUAAUUUCGUCAUUCUAUUUGUAACUCCUCGAAAUACUCGUCUUAGAACCCGUAAAGUAUUUAUAUUCUUGAUCGUCAUGUCAUUUUAAGUCGAUCUAGCCAUGCCCGUCCGUCUUUCUGUCGAAAGCGCGCUAAUUUUGCACAAAUACUUCUUAUUAGUGUAGGUCGGUUGGGAUACUAAAUGGGUCAUAUCGAUCCAUGUUUUGAUAUAGCUGCCAUAUAAACCGAUCUUGGAUCUUGACUUUUUUAACCCACUAGAGGUCGCAAUUCUUAUCCGAUUUGGCUGAAAUUUCGCAUGAGGUGUUGUAUUAUGACUUUCAACAUACGUGCUCAGUAUGGUUGAAAUCGUUCAAUAACCUGAUAUAGCUGUCAUAUAAACCUAUGUGGGGUCUUCAUUCUUGAGCCUGCAGAGGGCGUAAUUAUUAUCCGAUUUGGCUGAAAUUUUGUAUAAC
Molecule: messenger RNA, 3533 nt
Organism: Stomoxys calcitrans (stable fly)
Lineage: Eukaryota; Metazoa; Arthropoda; Insecta; Diptera; Muscidae
Exons: 2
Coding region: 38-1264 (408 amino acids)
Source: RefSeq, a predicted model, not a curated record